Messenger RNA from Meriones unguiculatus (Mongolian gerbil), 923 nucleotides. RefSeq names its product chromosome 6 C8orf88 homolog (gene C6H8orf88). Bases 176 to 535 code for a protein of 119 amino acids. The record is from RefSeq and is a predicted model, not a curated record. The transcript has 6 exons. Gene Ontology annotation, molecular function: eukaryotic initiation factor 4E binding. Gene Ontology annotation, cellular component: cytoplasm. Gene Ontology annotation, biological process: negative regulation of translational initiation. NCBI's taxonomy places the organism in Eukaryota, Metazoa, Chordata, Mammalia, Rodentia, Muridae.
GCCCGCGCCCCGCCCCCAGCCCGCGGCCGCCGAGACCCAGGGCGCGAGGCGACGCGCGGCGGGAGCCGUUCCCCGACGGCAGCCGGGCGCUCGGCCGCCGUGUCUGGGCUGAGCGCCGCGACGCCGCGCCGGAAACCCUCCCGGGUCUUGAGGCGUAUGGAACCUCAAGGUCUUUAUGACAAUGGAAACCAAAAAAUUGAUUGGCAAACCGCUUCAACCUGCAAGACCUGUUCGUCAUCUCUCUUCUCCUCCAGGACCAGUGUUCCCUUUCAACUUUCAGAAUGAAUAUCCAUGCAACACUCAGUGCUUACAAAGUGGAGUUGGCAGAUGUAAGACGAAUGGAAUGCAAGCCUUUUCUCAAGGUCUUAAUGAGCAACAGCAACACCAGUCUCCAGUUAAAAAAGAGAGAAUUAAAUACAGCAGAGAUUUCUUGUUGAAGCUUUCAAGUGUUUCCAUCUGCAGAAAAAAACCAGACUUUCUGCCUGAUCAUCCCAUUGUACUUCAAAAACCAGAAAACAACCAAAGUUUUAAGUAGCAUUUUAAGAACAGAUGAAUUUGAAGAUAAAGAAUUAUUCAUUUUAUAUUUUGGACACCUGCAAAUGAAGUGGACCUAGUAACAAUAACUAAUGGACUCUGACGAUUCAAUUUAUUUUUACUUUUGAUGGUUGGCUAUUUGGCUUCUCAUAAAAGGAGAAAGAGAUAUUUUAAACUAUAAAGAAUUUUUCUAAUCAGUUUCAGCUUUUCAGGCAGUUCCUGCAAAAAUUGGGAAGUAACACUCGAAAGUGGGGAUGUUGUUGACGAAGUGGGAAGACUGUAUUAUAAUUUGCAUGCUACUUGCAAUUCUUGUUUUUCACCACUUGUAAUAAUGGAAUGGAAAUGUAAGCUGUAAAGAUUCUCAAAUAUAAAGUAUUUGCUACGAUGUA